CCAGUCCUGACAUUCAUGGGGCUGCUGUGCUCUUUCCAGACCUGUUUCAUCUGCUGCAAGAUGGGGGCCACCAUCACCUGCUGCCAGACGGCCUGCGACCGCACCUUCCACCUGCCCUGUGCCCCAGACGGACAAUGUGUCACCCAGUACUUCGGGGCCUACAGGUCCUUCUGCUGGGAGCACCGCCCACAGCAGGCACUGCGGCCACGUCCAAGCCAGGACAACACCUGCACCAUCUGCCUGGACACGGUGGAAGACAACAUCUCCUACAUAACCAUGGCGUGUCCCGCGUGCCAAGACGCCCGCUUCCACCGGCACUGCAUCCAGAGACUGGCUCUGCACGCUGGCAUUGACUUCCGAUGCCCGCGUUGCCUCAAACAAGAGCCGUUCAUGACGGAAAUGCUCACCAUGGGGAUCCGACUCUCUAAGAGACCCCCAUCAUGGCAGAGUGACCCAGACGUCGGACCCUCAGAUCAGAGGCACGGCCGCUGCGAUGCCACAAGGUGCCUUUGUCCAGGAGGCAGGGAGCACUCGCAGGCACACGGACCCUGGCAACUGCGCCUCUGCAGCUCCUGCGCUGCUGAGGGCAUCCACCGACUCUGCUCCUCUUUGGGGAACAGCACCUGCUCCUGGGAGUGCAGCACCUGUGCUGCCACCGACACUGGUAGGCAACAAAGCUUUCAGCACUAUGCAAUCCACACAGGGACCACAAUGGGCCUGGCACCAGGGCCCUCGGCACAGCUUGGCUCCUGGAAAGGGCGGGAUACCACAGCGGCCUCUCCUGCCUGCAGCCUGCGGACUGUCCUGACAACCUUCCUUCUGCCUGCCCCUCUUUGCAGGUUCCACUGGCAAAUCAGACCUUGUGGGCCCCAAAACCUCAAGCACAGAACUGCUGACUCUGUCCCAGGACACGGUGCUCCUCAAGAGCAGCUGCUCCAUCAGCCCUCAGCAGGCCUUAAAGCAGCACUGCGGCCACGUCCAAGCCAGGACAACACCUGCACCAUCUGCCUGGACACGGUGGAAGACAACAUCUCCUACAUAACCAUGGCGUGUCCCGCGUGCCAAGACGCCCGCUUCCACCGGCACUGCAUCCAGAGACUGGCUCUGCACGCUGGCAUUGACUUCCGAUGCCCGCGUUGCCUCAAACAAGAGCCGUUCAUGACGGAAAUGCUCACCAUGGGGAUCCGACUCUCUAAGAGACCCCCAUCAUGGCAGAGUGACCCAGACGUCGGACCCUCAGAUCAGAGGCACGGCCGCUGCGAUGCCACAAGGUGCCUUUGUCCAGGAGGCAGGGAGCACUCGCAGGCACACGGCCAGGACAACACCUGCACCAUCUGCCUGGACACGGUGGAAGACAACAUCUCCUACAUAACCAUGGCGUGUCCCGCGUGCCAAGACGCCCGCUUCCACCGGCACUGCAUCCAGAGACUGGCUCUGCACGCUGGCAUUGACUUCCGAUGCCCGCGUUGCCUCAAACAAGAGCCGUUCAUGACAGAAAUGCUCACCAUGGGGAUCCGACUCUCUAAGAGACCCCCAUCAUGGCAGAGUGACCCAGACGUCGGACCCUCAGAUCAGAGGCACGGCCGCUGCGAUGCCACAAGGUGCCUUUGUCCAGGAGGCAGGGAGCACUCGCAGGCACACGGGUAA
Molecule: messenger RNA, 1647 nt
Organism: Melozone crissalis (California towhee)
Lineage: Eukaryota; Metazoa; Chordata; Aves; Passeriformes; Passerellidae
Cellular component (GO): nucleus
Source: RefSeq, a predicted model, not a curated record